AUGAGCAAUAGUUCCCACGACACCUUCGCGAGCAAUAAGCUGAUCGAGCUGCUGGGAAAGAGGGGAGAUCUCCACCAGGCGCGACGGGUCUUCGAUCGAAUCCAGAUCAAGGACUCAUUCUCAUGGGUGUUCAUGAUCACGGCUUACGCCCGGAUGGGCGAUGUCGUCAGUGCCAAGAAUCUCUUCGACGAAAUGCCCCUCCGGAAUCUCGCUGCCUGGAACGCGAUGCUCGCGGCCUACGCGCACCACGGCCGGAUCGACGACGCCAGGGCUUUCUUCUCGAGAUUCCCCUCCAAGAACGUUGUGUCGUGGAACACGCUCAUCACCGCGAUCGGGAGGGACGGCAAUCCGGAGGAGGCAAUGAGAAUUUUCGACGCGAUGCCGCUGAGAGAUCUCGUGUCGUGGACGGCGGUGGUCGCGACGCUGGCUCAGAACGCUCGUCUGGAUCGAGCCAAGCAGCUCUUUGAUGAAAUGCCGGAGUGGGAUUCGGUGUCAACAACGGCACUCCUGGCCGAAUUCUCGCAGGAGGGAGAUCUGGCGCAAGCGAUCCAGCUCUUCGACAGCAUUCCAGAGCCGAAUCUCAUCUCCAGGACAGCGAUUCUCGCGGCCUACGCGCAGAACGGCCAGAUCGAGAGGGCGAAGCAAAUAUUUGACGCCAUGGAAGAAAGAAACCUCGUCUCGUGGAAUGCGAUGCUCUCGGGCUACGCGAACGAGGGAAAGCUCGAUCUGGCCAAGGACGCCUUCGAUUCCAUGCCGGAGCACGACGUGAUCUCCCAGACCGCGAUGAUCGUUGCCUACGGCCAGAGCGGGAAUCUGGCCGAGGCCUCGGAAAUAUUUGCUCGAAUGCCACAUAGAACCCUAAUUUCCUGGAAUGCGAUGCUCGUAUCAUACGCCCAGAGCGGGCAUCGUGGCGAGUGCCAGCGACUCUUCGAUCGAAUGCCGGAGCAAAACCUAGUCUCUGCCACCGCUAUGAUAACUGCCUACUCCCAAGACGAUGACCUAGAAAAUGCCGAGAAUCUCUAUGAAUCUCUUCCGGAGAAGAAUGUUAUUAGCUCCACAGCCAUGAUCUCAGCAUAUGCCCAAAACGGGCAUUUGGUAAAGGCUAAACACUUGUUUGAUUUCAUGCCCAUGAAAAACCUAGUGUCGUGGAACGCCAUGCUAGCAGCAUAUUCACAAAGUUGUCAAGUAGAGAACGCCCACUGGAUCUUUCUCACAAUGCCACAGCACAAUUUAAUCUCUUGGAACACUCUUAUUGCUGCAAAUGCCCAAUUAGGGCAAAUAGAAACGAGCAAAGCUCUCCUGGAUUCCAUGCCGGAGCGAAGCGUCGUCUCCUGGACGGCGAUGCUCGUCGGCUAUGCGCAGAGCGGCGACCUCGACCUCGCGAAGCGGACUUUCGAUCGAAUACCAGAGCCCGACACGAUCGCGUGGGCAGCGAUCGUCGUCGUCCACGCCCAGAACGGCCACUACGCUCAAACCCUAGAGAGCUUCGAUGCGAUGAAAGCGCUCGUCCGCCCCGACGAGAUUUGCUUCUCGUUCGCGCUGCUGGCUUGCGUCCACGCCGGGAAGCUCGCGCUGUGCCGAUCGAUCUUCGUGUCGAUGGCGAUGGAUUUCAAUCUGGGCGCGAGGAAGCCGCAUUACACCUGCGUUGUCGAUCUGCUGUGCCGCGCUGGGCAUCUAGACGAGGCCGAGGAGCUGAUCGCGAGCAUGCCCUUUGUUCCCAAUGUCCUGGAGUGGCGAUGCUUGCUGGGCGCUUCCCGGAGCUACCGCGAUCGCGAGCGCGGCGCUAGGGCAGCGAUUGGAGCUUUAGAUCUCCAUCCAGACGAUGGCGCGGCAUAUGUCCUCCUGGCUAACACGAAUAUUCACUCCAUUGAUGGUUGCUGA
Molecule: messenger RNA, 1881 nt
Organism: Selaginella moellendorffii
Lineage: Eukaryota; Viridiplantae; Streptophyta; Lycopodiopsida; Selaginellales; Selaginellaceae
Product: pentatricopeptide repeat-containing protein At4g02750-like
Exons: 1
Coding region: 1-1881 (626 amino acids)
Molecular function (GO): protein binding
Source: RefSeq, a predicted model, not a curated record